This is a messenger RNA of Pecten maximus, 1972 nucleotides long. RefSeq lists its product as uncharacterized. The coding region runs from base 119 to 1972 and encodes 617 amino acids. NCBI's taxonomy places the organism in Eukaryota, Metazoa, Mollusca, Bivalvia, Pectinida, Pectinidae. The transcript is spliced from 2 exons. The record is from RefSeq and is a predicted model, not a curated record.
GGCUUGUUGUGUAUAACUAUAAGUUUCAGACGGCGGUCAGAGCAUAUUGUGUUUCACGUUAAGACAGUCUUACUUAUUCAAGGAUUUGGAUUUAAGUGCACGGUUCCUAAAGAUUGAAAUGGCAUGUAAAGAGAUACAGUUUGUUCUUUACAUCAUUUUGGCAAGGAAUAUAAUAGUCUUAUCAAUAUCACGUACCGAUCCGGAAAAAACAGACCAGCUACCUCUCCACAUUCAGGAAUCGUCUACAAGACCGGUUUACAAUCUGACGAGUUUGAUAUACGAAUAUUAUCUAAUAUGUGGCCCUCAAUAUAUAUGUGAUAAACACCACUUCAGUUUCAUUUCAGAAUUAGACAGCAAUCCUACAGUAAAGAUAUGUCCCGAGUGUAAAUGUGAUAGGCAAUGUGUCACCCGCCAAGACUGUUGUCCGGAUGUUGUAUUUUCGAUGCCAGAAGAAGAAUGUGUUACAACCUCGCUUCUUCAUGGCAGAUCCAACAAAGCGUCAAAUCAUUACAUUAUCGCAGAUUGUCAUGAAAAAUCAUCGGAAGACCUCAAAGACAAAUGCACAAAGGAUUAUACGGAUAUCAAAUCUUUAUAUUUUCCUCCAGUAACCUCAGCCAAAUAUGCUUUCACUUUUCGUAAUAAGUUCUGUGCCGAAUGCAAUGGAAUAACUAAUUAUACGGAGUGGAAUAUUGACAUCUCGUGCUUUGAUUUUGUUGAUUUGAAUUUCCUGUCGUCUUAUGAAGCCAUUUUCAAUACCGCAGAGUCUAGGGGUUGCCAGUUGAAAUAUAAAACAGAUCGCAAUGACAUGCGUACAUGCCGCGGAACAACCUCACAGCCUUCUGUAAAAAUAUUCGAGCCAGUAAAAACAUGGUGUAACGUCACUGGCACAUGGACAUACUAUGACAAAGAUAUAGAAUCAGCAUGUUCGACCGACGAUAUGCCUCGUUAUAAAAACUAUCGAAAUAUAUUUUGCUUCAUUUGCAACCCCCCUGACUAUCUUGUUGAGCAAGAAAUUAUAUCUACGUGCAAUGUUUCCGGCAUAUGGUCGCCAUACGAUGCCUCCAUAGAAAGGAACUGUGACAGUCUGGACUGGACGCCGAAUACUCAACCUUAUAAGAACGUCUUUUGUUUUCUUUGUAACAGAAACAAUACGAACCAUAAUCAUUAUUUUGAUGUGUCUAUAACCACGGUGGAGAAGGUUGAUAGAUUAUAUACGUAUUAUUUUUCUGUCAUCGGUUAUAAUCUUGAUUUUUAUCACGCAGUUUUAGAGAAAUCAAAGACAAGGAUGCUCUUGAGUAAAAUCCAUAAACCCCUGCCUCUGUUUCAGAAAACUUGGAACACCACUAAGCUACAGUCGUAUCAUUAUGCUGUUGAUGGGGUAGGACCUUACUGCCAAAGUACGUACACAUUCUAUCUGAUGCAGCCCUGUUCUUGUGAUUUGAAGACAUGUCUUUUUCGAUAUAAACCUCCAUUUUGUUGUUUGGACGUAUUGCUGAAAGCCCCUACUUCUUGCUUCAGUGAUAUUCUGGUUGAGUCGUCUUCGGUAGAACAGCGUUAUUCUGAACCAUACGGCGCCGUGAACAAGUGUGGACAGUCUAAUGUAGAUGGCGUUAACGAUCAGUCACAGUUACGAUGUGGAAUAGCAGCAGACGACAUAUUUGGUACACUUCCUGUGACGCAUGAAAAAAUGAUCUACAAGAAUUUUGACUGUAUGUGGUGCAAUUUAAACUCUCGAGAAAAACAACAAAGAGAAAUAACACCAUGGCAUGUUGAAAUCAAAUGUCAAUCUGAGAUAAAUGCAAAUUUUCACGUUAUGUUAAACGACGUUAUAAAAACAGCUAAAUCCAUGGACUGUGCAGUGAGAAUCUUUCCAAGACAGAGAAACAGUGGCACUACUACAAUGAGUAAGAUGUAUUGUGGCAAUAUUCGUACUUCUCAUCUUAUAAACAAGUGCAACAUAGCCAAUGGAUGA